AUGUCGGAGGAUAUCUCAGCGCUAGAGAAGUCCCUGAAGACUUUGGCCACCAGGUUGCUCGAGGCCACCUCACAGGGUGUGGUCCAGGCGAAACUGAUUUGCCGCGAGGUGGCCCAAGAUCUCUUGCAAUUGGCAGAUCCUGCAGGAGUAUUUGCCUCGAGGGUCAAGAGACAGCCUGAAAAUCCAUUCAAUCACAUCGUGGAUAUGAUGGCGAACCCCGAGAAUAUCAUACUAUGCCAGGGGGUACCUCCUGAAGACUGUUGGCCACUGCACUCUAUCAGUUUCUCAGUGAAAGAGCCAUCAGGUCUACAGACUGUGGAAGUUGACCAAGCUGCCACUCACUCUGCGCAACGUUAUCCCCUUUUCGCUCGCCCAGAGCUGAUGAAGAUCUUGCGCGCUCAUACGGAGAGGGUGCUGAAGCCUGCAUCCGACUGGGACAUCGCUGUGAGUGCAGGCAGCAUGUCUGCUUUGGACCACACGGUGGCUAUGUUUCUGAAUCCUGGUGAUACCAUUUUAAUGGAAGAGUUCACCUUUCUCGCAAUGGUCGAUGCUUGUAUGGCCGCUGGAUUGCAUAUGGUGCCUGUGAAAUGCGAUGAUGAUGGGAUAUUGCCAUCAGAACUUGCCAAAGUCAUUGCAGGUGCCAAGGUGUUGUACACUGUUCCAGUUGGGCAGAAUCCUUUGGGUACACGGAUGUCGUGCGAACGCUACAAAGCCAUCUAUGAGUUGUGCGCAGCUCAUGAUGUGAUCAUCGUCGAAGACGAUGCGUACUACUAUUUGCAGCACAACUCGCACGACGAAAAGGCAGAUGAGGAGGUCUCUGCAGUGGCUGGACUGGAGCUUGGUCCAAGCUUUAUCUCCAUUGACCAGAAAGGGCUGGUGUUUCGCUUGGACACCGUCUCCAAGAUGCUGUCGCCUGGGUUUCGCUUGGGUUGGGUCACCGGCCCCAAGCAUUUCAUCAAGGCCUUUGAGCAGGUCUGUUACAUCAGCUGCCAGAUGGGUUGCUCAAUGUCCAUCGUUUGUUUGGGAAAGCUCCUGGCACAUUGGAACACGGAAGGCUUGGAGGCACAAAUGAAGCGCGUUCAGAUGUGUCUUCGACUGCGGUGCCGCUCUUUGCUUCGUGCCUGUGAGGCACACUUGAAAGGCCUUGCGCAGUGGUCUCGCCCGCAGGCGGGGAUGUUCCUGUGGCUGCGAAUGCUGCGGCCUCGAAGGUUUACUUUGGAGGAGCUGUUGGAAAGCAUGGCUCGGCACAAGAUUGUUCCAAUGCCUGGGGGCUUUUGCUCCCCAGUGCGAACAGGCGAAGCUUUACCCUACUUUCGCUUGUCCUACGUCAUUUCGCCUGAGAAAUAUGACAUGGGGCUCCAGCGGUUUCGACAGGCCUGGGAGGACACCCAGAUGCUGAGCAUGCAGGUGGUUGUUCAGGUGCAAGGAGUGCUGGAAAGGUUUCAGAUGGCUAUUGCACAACAGAUUCAGCAACUGGCCAUGCAGCAGCAGUAUCAUCAGGGAAUGCAGCAGCAGCUCCUUCAACAGGUUCUGCAACAGCAGCAGGAGCAGAAAGCUUUGCUUCAAAAGCCAAAAGAAGGUGUAUCACAGUCUCAAGCUCCAAGCCAUUGGCCCCAGGUGUUUCUGCAACCGCCUCCUGCCAAGCAUCCAGCUUUGGAGAAGCAGGAGCCCCUUCUACAACUACCACCUUUGCUGCAGAGCAUCCCUCCCAAAUCGGAGAGGCCAAAGUCAGGAGCUUCCAAUGAUCAGGCUGAGGCGAAAGAAGCGAAAGAAGCCACCGCUGCGCUCUCCGCCAUGCUGGGCCUGGUGAAGCCAUGCCAGGAGCGCACUGACACUGCUGAUUCUCCGGAGGCUUCCCGAAAUGGUUCGCUCAAUGAGGUAAAAGAGAAGGAUGUGAUCCAGGAAGGAAAUUUGCAGGAAAGAGAGGAGCCGCAGGAGCCUAAGAAGGGUGGUGAUGCAGAGGACCGCGAGGACCACGAGCCGAAAGAGGCGAAGCAGCAAGCUCAGGCUUCUGCGGCUUCUGCCGCUUCUGAGAAGAUGCGACGUGAGGAAGAUUUGAGAGGCAGUGAACAGGAUUCGAAAGAGUCCAGACAAGAAGAAGGCAAGGAAUUAAGAGAACAUGAAGGCGAGUUCAAUGGUGAUGAUGUGGAAAGCUGUGAGAAGGUGACGGCCGCACCGCGCUUCCGACGCCGCAGGUUGCACCGGGACCGGCCGGAGGCGGAAAGUGAUGGCAAGCUGGUUUGGCGACAGCGAGAGCAACGAGGGGUGGAGCAGCAACAGGUUUGGCGCCCCGUCAAGACCAUGGGCAAGGCUGGUCCAAGGCAAAGCCAAGAUCAAGAAUUGGUGCAAGUGCCAAAAGAACGCCGGACAACGCGUGGGAAAAUGAACCGACGGAUGCAGCGGUAG
This is a messenger RNA of Durusdinium trenchii, 2406 nucleotides long. NCBI's taxonomy places the organism in Eukaryota, Dinophyceae, Suessiales, Symbiodiniaceae. The record is from the annotation of a GenBank genome assembly.